AUGGGUUCCAAUCACAAUGUGCCGGAUAUAAACCAUCCGGAACACCCAUCCACAACUAUCCAGACGUCCGGAAAUAAACCAAGAACCAUCCAUGUGGCUCACAGACGCUCUCCCAGCGAGCUCACUACAUUGAUGCUGGAACAAUUUAAUUUGCAGCGUCAGCUUGAAAUUGUUCAGGCCCAGCAACAGCAGAUACUUCAGCAACAACAGCAAUUCACCCAGCAGACGAGCUAUGCUCAACCUGGCUACAGUUUUCCGGGCGUGUCCGCCAUGCCCCCACCUUCGAACACCCCAAGGCACAAUAGGAGGGCCUCUGGAAACGUUAAUCAUGGCGAACAGGAACACUUCCAAACUGUCCGAGGUCACAGAAGAGCUCAAUCAUCUGUUGCACCUGGCACCCAGCAAAACUAUAGCAAACAAGAUACUCGACAGCAGGCUCUUGGCCACACCAGGAGGCAUUCGCUCGGGGUCUCGGAAGCCAAGCGGGCUGCCGCAGAGGCACAGGCUCAACGGUCUGGACAGCCGUUGAAAACCGAUUCUUCCCCUCCUUCUUUCAAAUUCCCUCCAGAUAAUGAUGACGACAACUACCAAGUGCAAGGUGGUCAUUACAGGUCCAAAUCGAACGUGUCCCCUCAGAGAUCCUUCCAAUUUCCUCCAAGAGAUAACUCUCAAACGUUGAUGCCUCCUCCAGUCAACUUUGGCCAUGAAAGACGCCAGUCCGGUAAUUACGGUUUUAGAACUGCUCCGUCUGACAUCAAUGGCAAUUGGAGAAAGCAGCAACAACCGAUACCUUCCCAGCCACCAAUGUCUGGAUUUGAUUCUCCAUUCACACCAGGACACAGAGCGAGGUCUUCAUACGGUGGGUCUGUGUCUUCCCUGGCACAGUUCAACCAAUCCCAGAACGGCCAGCAAAGAAAAUCUCUUUUUGCUCCUUAUCUUCCUCAAAGCUCUCUUCCAGAGCUGAUCAGUGAGGGAAGACUGGUCACGGGUGUUCUUAGGGUGAACAAGAAGAAUAGGUCGGAUGCAUAUGUUUCCACAGAUGGACUGCUAGAUGCAGACAUUUUCAUUUGUGGCUCCAAAGACAGAAAUAGAGCUCUAGAAGGCGACUUGGUUGCUGUUGAGCUUCUUGUUGUCGACGAGGUGUGGUCUUCCAAACGGGAGAAGGAGGAAAAAAAGAGAAGAAAGGAUAAUAUUGUUGCAUCCACAGACAUUACAGACGAUUUCCACAACGACGCAAGCACCAGCUACUCGUCUUCGGCAUCUUCGAGCGCACCAGCAGACUCGGCUACAACGGAAACUCCACCGUCAACCCAAUCCUCUUCAGGUCUCAGCCGUGGAUCCGGGUCUUUGAACAGAAGAGGAUCUUUGAAGCAACGGCCUACCCAGAAGAAGAACGACGAUGUAGAAGUUGAAGGACAGUCCUUGUUGCUGGUGGAGGAAGAGGAAAUCAGCGACGACUGCAAACCUUUAUAUGCUGGUCAUGUGGUCGCUGUUGUGGACAGGAUUCCUGGCCAACUUUUCUCUGGUACCUUGGGGCUUUUGAGACCAUCUCAGGCCGCCAAGGAAAGGGACAAUAAAGAUAAAGACGAUCAAAAGCAAUCUAACAAUUCCAGGCCAAAGAUAGUCUGGUUCAAGCCUACAGACAAGAAAGUUCCUCUCAUUGCUAUUCCCACUGAACAAGUACCAAAAGACUUUGUUCAGAACCACGAGAAAUACGCAGAUCAGGUGUUUAUUGCAUCCAUCAAGAGAUGGCCAAUCACCUCAUUGCAUCCAUUUGGAACACUGGUCGCACAAUUAGGUCCUAUGAAUGACCCAGAGGUCGAGAUCGAUUCAAUUCUUAGAGACAAUAAUUUUCUCUGCGACGAGUAUCCAGAGGAUGAAGACAAGUACGUUGCUGAGCUGCCGGACGUGACUGCAGCACUGGAAGAUGAGCAUAGAAGAAAUUUCAAGGACGAGUAUGUGAUUGCCUUCACACAGACAGGUUCUUUCUGUGAUCAUGCUCUUCAUGUCAAGGUCAUUUCGGAAACCAAGAUCGAGUUGGGUAUCCACAUUGUGGACAUUACACACUUCAUCAAGCAAGGAUCUGGGUUGGACAAACGAUCAAAGAAACGGUCUCAUUCUGUGUUUUUACCUCAAAAAACUGUCCAUCUGUUUCCUGGAAAAGUCAACGAUCAGAUUUCUUUCAAAGAGAACAAGAGUAGCUUGGCUGUUUCGGUUGUCUUUGAAAUUGACUCCACCACCUUUGAUAUUGACGAUGUUUGGAUGGGAGAGUCAGUGGUGACUCCUAAGCAGAAAGUAGACUAUUCUACCAUGGACGAGAUCAUCAACAAGACUCUGAGCCAAACCAGUGAAGGCAUCAAUGCAACUUCUGGAUACAUUUCAACAUUGGCACUGAUUGCUCAAGGGUUGAGAAGAAGACGACUGAACAAUCCUGAACUGAAAAUUGAGCCAGUUUUGCCAUUGCUUGACCAACUUGACGACGAAAACGUGAGAUUGUCUUUGAACAUUUUCGAUAGUUACCCCUCAGCAACGGUGAUUGACGAGAUUUUCCACAAUGUCAAUGCUGCCGUUGCGCAAAGAAUUCAUGCAAUUCUAGGAGACAGAGCAUUUCUGAGAAAAUACUCGAUUCCAACACUUACAAAAUUCGAGAACUAUAACAAGAAAGCAGCUCAUCUGGGUGUGAGUCUUGACACCACGAACGCUGCUUCAUUCCAGAACUCCUUACUCAGAAUUGAAGAUCCGAUCAAACGGUCUGCUAUUGAAACUAUAUUGAUCAAAUCCAUGCCAAGAGGAAAAUACGUCAUUGCUGGCAAAACAGACGCAGACAGUCUAAAUCACUAUCUCUUCAAUCUACCAGUUUACACGCAUUUCACUGCACCAUUGAGAAGGUAUUCAGACAUCAUUGUCCACAGACAGUUGAAAGCUGUUCUCAAUGACGAUAUUCAUAACUACAAGGAAACCUUGGACUCACUCAAGAUGAACAGCGAUUAUUGUAACUUCAAGAAGGAUUGUGCCAAAGCUGCACAGGAGCAGGCUAUCCAUUUGCUUCUCUGCCAGACAAUCAAUGAAAUGAGCUCUGAAUCUGGCCAAAUCUUGACGAUGGGAACUGUCAUCCAAGUUUAUGAGUCCUCAUUCGAUGUUCUGCUUCCAGAAUUCGGCAUUGAAAAACGUGUUCACGGCGAUCAACUUCCAUUGCAAAAAGCCGAGUUUGACAAAUCCGCUCGCGUGUUAGAGUUACACUGGGAGCCAGGUGUCGACUCAGCAACGUAUAUUCCGGACGACGAAAAGGAGCCACUCUCUUACAGAUCAUCGAUCAAGAACAAGUAUCGCUCGCCAUCAAGUACUGCAGCCAAAUCUCAGAGUAAAUCGGCCUUGGAGAACGGAGGCCUUAUUUCUGCUGAACUAGCCAAAAAACUAGAGGAACUGAAUAUCAAGCCUCCGAAGGUCACAGUUCCUACUCAGAAAACCACUGCUCAGAGACCAGUGGCAAGCAGUGUGAAGAGCGUUCCCGAAACUUCGCCAAUUGGAACUCUGGAGAGAAAUGCCUCCGACCCACAGACAAGUCUUUCCACCGCGAUGGCAUCGUUAUCGACAGAGAGUCAGGUUGACCAUGACCCUGCUCUCGCUCCAUAUCUUAGCGACUGUAUCACCAGAGUCGAGAACGAUAGUUACAUCCAAGAGAUCAGAGAACUCAAGCAAGUACCUAUUCUGCUGCGGUCUGAAGUGGGAAUGGCCCUGCCUUGUUUGACCGUGAGAACAUUAAAUCCUUUCUCUGCCGUGAAGAGGGAGUGA
This is a messenger RNA of Ogataea parapolymorpha DL-1, 3792 nucleotides long. Its product is annotated as putative cell wall biogenesis protein phosphatase. Gene Ontology annotation, molecular function: RNA binding; 3'-5'-RNA exonuclease activity. The transcript has 2 exons. The record is from RefSeq and is a predicted model, not a curated record. Bases 1 to 3792 code for a protein of 1263 amino acids. NCBI's taxonomy places the organism in Eukaryota, Fungi, Ascomycota, Pichiomycetes, Pichiales, Pichiaceae. Gene Ontology annotation, biological process: mRNA catabolic process. Gene Ontology annotation, cellular component: exosome (RNase complex); P-body.